UCCGACCCAACCUAAACCCUCGCGCCGCAUAACUUCUUGAUGCUUUCAACUGUCAUCUGGCCGUCGGGCGAAAAAUCGGCCUUUCAGCAUUUAGCGUUUGUUUCGCACGUAUACGGAUUCCGGUGAUCAUCAGAGAGUUUGCACAUCAUCUGCAAACAUGUGGAAUGAAAGCUCCGCUGGUUUCGGAGGCGGCUUUCUCGAUGAGAGUGUGAGCGGCACGCAGGCCGGCGGUGGCGGGAAAAAGGGAGCACAGAGCAACGACAGGAAUAUCGUUCCGGUGCUGAUAAAACAUAUAACCUCGACGACGGGAGACUUGCAGAUUGGUGGUAAAACCAUAAACACCUUGAAAUUCGUCGGGAUCGUGCGUCAUAUCGAGCAAGAGACAACGAAGAUCUCUUACCACAUCCAGGAUGAUACAGGUAUUCUCACAGCUAUGAUGUGGUUGGAAGCAGAUAAGAAUGCUGUGGAAGACAUACAAAUCGACACGUAUGUGCGAGUUCAUGGGCUGAUACGCGACCAAAAUAAUCAACGGCACGUAUUAAUUUUGCGUAUAUAUCCCCUGCAAAAUCUGAAUCAUCUGACAUGCCACUUUAUGGAAGUGAUACAUUUUAUGUUGAACUGCAACAAGUCUGUGGGAGAAUCCGCCGCUGAACCCAAUGCGUUAACAUUUGAUAACACAAUGAGUGGCAUGUCGCCCGAACAAAUGACGGUUCUUGAAAUCGUUCGAUCCGCGCAUGAUUCUGAUUGUGGUAUUGAGAAACGUGACAUUAUAACAAAGUUGCCUAAACACGUCAUAUCUCGCUUGGAUGAGAUAUUAGAUUUUCUCUCUUGCGAAGGACAUAUUUACACAACUAGCUCGGAAGAUUUCUUUAAAGCUACCUAAGUUACAUGUUAUAUCGAGAAGUUCCAGUACCAUAUAUUAAAUAGUUACUCAAGUUUAUAUUUAAGAAAAUUAAAGUUAAAAUAGUUUUCAUAUUAUUGUCAACACGUUUCCAUUGGCCGCGUUCAGUAGAACGUUGUUUUUAUAAUUGCUAAGAUUUCUUUGUACUGAGAUUGGAUUACUCCUUUAGAUUUACAAGAAUAAUUCAAUCUUAGCUCAAAAAACUUCCAACAGUUGUAAAAUAAACGGUCUGCUGAACGCUGCUAUUGUCAAUAGUAGACAGGCAAGAAAAUAAUAUAUUUAAGUGCUAAAAAGAUUAAAGUGAAUUUUAAUCUUUCAAGAACAAAUGUAUUUUUGUUGAACUCAAGAUAUUUCUAAUAAAAAU
Messenger RNA from Dinoponera quadriceps, 1265 nucleotides. It is a transcript of the gene RPA2, whose product is annotated as replication protein A 32 kDa subunit. Bases 158 to 883 code for a protein of 241 amino acids. The transcript has 2 exons. Gene Ontology annotation, biological process: nucleotide-excision repair; double-strand break repair via homologous recombination; DNA replication. The record is from RefSeq and is a predicted model, not a curated record. NCBI's taxonomy places the organism in Eukaryota, Metazoa, Arthropoda, Insecta, Hymenoptera, Formicidae. Gene Ontology annotation, cellular component: chromosome, telomeric region; site of double-strand break; DNA replication factor A complex. Gene Ontology annotation, molecular function: nucleic acid binding.